Molecule: messenger RNA, 1124 nt
Organism: Pogonomyrmex barbatus (red harvester ant)
Lineage: Eukaryota; Metazoa; Arthropoda; Insecta; Hymenoptera; Formicidae
Gene: Tpx-3
Product: thioredoxin peroxidase 3
Biological process (GO): cell redox homeostasis; hydrogen peroxide catabolic process; cellular response to stress
Cellular component (GO): mitochondrion; cytosol
Molecular function (GO): thioredoxin peroxidase activity
Source: RefSeq, a predicted model, not a curated record
UUACACGCAUACACGCUCACACUGUCUCAAGGCAAUUCAUAACCUUUCUAUUCCGAGUCUGCCGGUCUUGCGGAGUCAGCGUGUUGGUGAGAGGGGUUGGCGGAACUUCUUGCGUUUACAUUCAGUCGAUUCUACGAUUCUACAAAUUCCAUCAAACAAUUGCGUAACGAAUUACGCAAUUGUUUAACGUGUAUUAUCUGUAUUAGCAAUGUUUCGAUUAUUCACUUCACUUCGUCAACGAAGUGGAACACUGCUUGCUACCGUGCCUUCUUCGCUGACAAAAACUGAUAAUACAUCGCUAGCAAAGAAUGCUCGCAAUUUUACUGUGAGUUCAAAGCUACUCAAUGAUGGGCCACAGAUUCAAAAACCUGCUCCAGAUUUCUCCGGUACCGCAGUAGUUAAAGGUGAUUUCAAGACCAUCAAACUCGACGAUUACAAGGGAAAAUAUGUCGUUCUGUUUUUCUAUCCAUUAGAUUUUACAUUUGUUUGUCCAACGGAAAUCAUUGCAUUUAGUGAUAAGAUCUCGGAGUUUGAAGCUCUGAAUACACAAGUGAUUGGAGUCUCAACAGAUUCGCACUUCAGCCAUCUGGCAUGGAUUAAUACUCCGAGGAAGCAAGGUGGUCUUGGUGGAGACUUGGGCUAUCCUCUCUUGAGUGAUUUUAACAAGACAAUAGCGAGCAAAUAUAAUGUUUUACUACAAGAUUCUGGAAUUGCACUCCGAGGUCUGUUCAUCAUAGAUAAGGAAGGAAUUCUUCGUCAAUUUUGCGUCAACGAUCUUCCUGUUGGCAGAAGCGUCGAAGAAACAUUAAGAUUGAUUAAAGCUUUUCAAUUUGUUGAAAAACAUGGUGAGGUAUGUCCCGCAAACUGGCAACCAGAUUCUAAAACUAUCAAGCCAAAUCCGAAAGAUAGCAAAAAAUAUUUUGAAUCGGUUAAUUAAGCAUGCAUUUAGAGAUUUUAUUUGCAAGGGAUAAACACAAUAUAUUAUAUGAAUAUUCACAAAAUGUAAUAUAAAUAUUCUAGAUUAUGAUGUAAUGUAAUGUAUAGCUUUAAUGCAAUGCAAUUUAAUACAUUAGAAUUAAUAUCUCACUUGUUUAUAUAAAAUUAAUAAAAUUUAAAAAAUUAUA